This is a messenger RNA of Eutrema salsugineum, 1856 nucleotides long. Its product is annotated as homogentisate phytyltransferase 1, chloroplastic. The transcript has 13 exons. The record is from RefSeq and is a predicted model, not a curated record. Lineage: Eukaryota; Viridiplantae; Streptophyta; Magnoliopsida; Brassicales; Brassicaceae. The coding region runs from base 228 to 1409 and encodes 393 amino acids. Gene Ontology annotation, molecular function: prenyltransferase activity. Gene Ontology annotation, cellular component: membrane.
CAUCUCACUAAGACUUCCUAGAAAAGUUAAAAUUUAUAUGUUUUUAGUGUACAAAUGGAACUCUGAAUUUAUUAAAAACACGCAACACCGACACUAAUUAUUCAUCUCCAUCGACCAAUUGUGCGGGAUUCCGCAACUUCUCAUGCUUAAGGCAUUAUUUAUUGCUCUGUGUUCGUCCCAAAGAUCAUUUCUUUGAUUUUGGUUUUUGAAUUUUCUCUUGAGCUUUCAUGGAGUCUCUGCUCUCUAGUACUUCUCUUCUCUCCGCUGCUGGUGGACUUUGCUGGAGGAAGCAGAAUCUAAAGCUCCAAUCUUUAUCAGAAAUCCGAGUCCUGCAUUGUAAUUCGAGUAAAGUUCUUGCAAAACCAAAGUUAAGGAACAAUCUUGUUAGGCUUGAUGGUCAAGAACCGUCACUGUUGUUGUAUUCGAGACAUAAAUCGAGAUUUCGUGUAAACGCCACUGCGGGUCAGCCCGAGGCUUUCGACUCGAAGAGCAAAGGAAACUCUUUUAGAGACUCUUUAGAUGCGUUCUAUAGGUUUUCUAGGCCUCAUACCGUUAUAGGCACAGUGCUUAGCAUUUUAUCUGUAUCUUUCUUAGCAGUAGAAAAGAGUUCUGACAUAUCCCCAUUACUCUUCACGGGCAUCUUGGAGGCUGUUGUUGCAGCCCUGAUGAUGAACAUAUACAUUGUCGGGCUAAAUCAGUUGUCUGAUGUUGAAAUAGAUAAGGUUAACAAGCCAUAUCUUCCAUUAGCGUCAGGGGAAUAUACUGUUAAAACCGGCAUUGCGAUUGUAGCUUCCUUCUCCAUCAUGAGUUUCUGGCUGGGGUGGAUUGUUGGUUCGUGGCCAUUAUUCUGGGCUCUUUUUGUGAGUUUCAUGCUCGGUACUGCAUAUUCCAUCAAUUUGCCACUUUUACGGUGGAAAAGAUUUGCAUUGGUUGCAGCAAUGUGUAUCCUCGCUGUCCGAGCUGUUAUUGUUCAAAUCGCCUUUUAUCUACAUAUUCAGACCCAUGUGUUUGGAAGACCAGUCAUGUUCACAAGGCCUCUUAUUUUCGCCACUGCGUUUAUGAGCUUCUUCUCUGUCGUUAUCGCAUUGUUUAAGGAUAUACCUGAUAUUGAAGGGGAUAAGAUCUUUGGAAUCCGAUCAUUCUCUGUAACUUUGGGUCAGAAACGGGUGUUUUGGACAUGUAUUUCACUACUUCAAAUGGCUUACGCUGUUGCGAUUGUAGUUGGAGCCACGUCUCCUUUCAUAUGGAGCAAAGUCAUCUCGGUUGUUGGUCAUGUCAUUCUCGCAACAACCUUGUGGACUCGAGCUAAGUCCAUUGAUCUGAGUAGCAAAACCGAAAUAACAUCAUGUUAUAUGUUCAUUUGGAAGCUGUUCUAUGCAGAGUAUCUACUGUUACCUUUUUUGAAAUGACCUUAGAAGAUGUGAUGAAGAGGAAGGAGAAGAAGAAGUCAUCACUAUGCUUCUUUUUUUUAUUCAGAAAAGUUCAUGAAAUUUAGGUAGAUGUUAAGGUUUUAUCCUCAAACAUAAAAAAAAAACUGCAAAGUAUUUCUAUAAGACCAGCAUUUCUGUAGAAAUAAAAGGACAAGGAUUCCUUUCUUGCGCACCAAGAAAGCCCUUGCUUUGCUUUUCGGAAAGCUUCAAUUAUUUAUGGGCCAUUAGGCCCAGUAACAUGUAACAACUCGUACCCAAUUUGUUCCAUGAAGUCAGCCCAUUAGGUCUACGGGUGACCUGUAGGAAGUCCAAGCUUGCUUUCUCAGUUUUGACGACUUAAAGUCCAUAUGGCUUGCAAUCAGUUUAUCUUAAAUUGUAUCAUAUUGUAAUGAAUUCAUAGAAAGCUAUCUAAAUUACCACUUGUUU